AUGGACCUGGACCAGUUGGCGAGGGUGUUCGGCACCCCCUUCGUGUCGACGGGCGACUACCCGCUCAGCGACCUGGACAUCUACCUGGUCAGGACUAAGACCACCAUCACCAACCUGGACGAGCUCAUGGACCUGGGGUGGGUCAUCAUCUCGAGCUGGAUCGAGGACGAGAGCAUCAGCAAGUCGUGGGACAACAUCAUCACCGACGUGUCGUUCAGGGAGGUGGUGGUCAACCUGGACGCGGACGACCCCGGGGCCUCGCCGGAGAUCAUCACCAACAUGAGGCAGUCGAUCCAGAAGCUGAGGGCGGUCUCCAUCUCGGGCUACAGCCCCCUCGCGCCCAGGGGGUUGGGGAUGACCACCGUCAAGGAGGUGCCCAAGCUGUCGAUCAUGGGCCUGGACAUAGAGGAGUUCAAGGACAAGUGCUACUGCCUGUACGCCUUCGGGGUCUGCAGGGAGAUCAAGUGGCCGGACGGGCGCAACGCCUGGGUCGCCAAGGUGUCCGGGAACGAGGAGGCCGUGAGGGAGACGUACAAGAUCAUCAACAUGCUCUGCCCCGACUUCGUCAACGUCCACAACGGGUUCAACUUCGACUUGAGGUGCUUGGCGGCGUCGAGUGCCCUGGACCCCAUGAUCGGCCCGACCUUCUCCGAGAGGCGGUUGGGCAACGUCGGCCUCGGCAUCUUCUGGAGGUUGGACAACGGCACCAUGAUCGUGGACUCGAUGUACACCGCGGGCACCGAGCCGACCAGCAACUGGCCCUCGCUCUCCCUGGCGAAGAUGUCGGAGAGGUUCGACCUGCCCCCGAAGAUGGACAGCGGCACCAUGUCGAUCAAGGUGUCGGACACCGUCGACGUGACGGACAUCGUCGAGUACAACGCCAGGGACGCGGACCUGCACGUGUGGUUGCCCAAGAACAUGCUGAUGUGCGAGAGGCUGUGCACCCUCGCCGGCGUGGCCAGGAGCACGAUGUGGGACGCGAUCGCCAACAACACCGCGGUGAUGAUGUUCUGCCUCCAGCAGUCCGAGGCCCUGAAGAGGGGGAUGAUCCUCGACUUGGGCAGGAACACCUCCGUGACCGACGACGCGAAGUACGAGGGCGGCUUCGUCGUGACCCCGGCCCCGGGCUGCUACGAGGGGGUGGCCAUGUUGGACGGCAACUCCCUGUACGGGUCGGUGAUGAAGCACUUGCAGAUCUACGUCGACAGGUGCGUGUCGGCGCCCACCAUCGAGGCCCUCCGCAAGAAGACGGCGGUCCACCUGCCUGAGAAUGUGGAUGAGGUUGAGACCGAGAAGGUGGUGUGGAACAAGGAGGUGAUAGUCAUGAGGACCAAGCGCACCUACAUCUCGGUCUUGCAGGGCGAGGAGACCCUCCUGGGCGAGAUGAUCGGCAUGCUCAUCCAGAUGAGGACCAGCGCGAAGAAGGAGGCGUCGAGGUACCCGACCGACACCAUCGAGUGGCGCAGGUGGACGGUCCUGGGCCAGUGCUACAAGCUGUUGUUGGUCAGCGUCUACGGGGCGACCGGGGGCAAGCACAGCAUCCUGUCGUCGAGGGUGUGCGCGGAGGCCAUCACCUGCGCGGCCAGGUACUACGUCAAGAACAUGAUCUCGGUCUCGGAGAGCAGCGGCUGCACCGUCGUGUACGGGGACACCGACUCCAUCUUCCCCUGGGUCGGGGGCAAGACCAGGGACGAGUGCGACGUCGCCGGCAUGAGGCUGAAGGAGUUGGUCGACAAGAGCCUCAUCGGGACGCCGUUCGAGAACGUGAAGGCCGACAUGAAGGGCAACUACAAGCACAUGCUGAUCACCACCAGGAAGAAGUACUCGACCGUGGACUGGGACGGCCUGGUGGAGACCAAGGGCAUGACCCCCGUGAAGAGGGACACCCUCCCGAUCGCCAAGUACGUCACCAAGAACGUGCUGGCCAUGAUCAACAACACCAACCCAUUCGAGACCAAGAAGAGGAAUGUGACCGAGUUCCUCGGCAAGGUGAUGACCACCAUCAACAGCGACAAGUUGCCGGCCAACCUCCAGAUGCUCGAGACCAAGAUCAACUGCCAGCCCCACUACAAGUACCUAAUAGCAGCAGGAACAGCACUAAUAGCAGCAGGAACGGCACUAGCUGUGGCCGAACGAAUGUUCUUCGACAUCUUCGCUGACUGUACCGGUAUAAUUUGA
Hirsutella rhossiliensis is the source of this 2178-nucleotide messenger RNA. Its product is annotated as DNA polymerase family B domain-containing protein. Gene Ontology annotation, molecular function: DNA binding; DNA-directed DNA polymerase activity; nucleotide binding. Lineage: Eukaryota; Fungi; Ascomycota; Sordariomycetes; Hypocreales; Ophiocordycipitaceae. The coding region runs from base 1 to 2178 and encodes 725 amino acids. The transcript has 4 exons. The record is from RefSeq and is a predicted model, not a curated record.